Molecule: messenger RNA, 249 nt
Organism: Peronospora matthiolae
Lineage: Eukaryota; Oomycota; Peronosporomycetes; Peronosporales; Peronosporaceae
Source: the annotation of a GenBank genome assembly
AUGGUGGACACUGCCUCGAAGCAUCGAGCUGAGUUUGCCUUUGCUCAGCUUGAGAACGAGAGAUCUCUGACAUCUCUUCGUGACGAGCUAAGGGUAGCUCGUGGGAUUGUUGAUCGGUCUCGGGCUGAGAUAACUGCUCUUCAGACCCUUGUCGAUUCCCACCAUCGGGAGCACAAGGCUCUCUGCGAGAUGCUUGAGCGCAAGGGCGUUCUUCAUCGGAAGAAGCAGCGUACUGAUGGUACGGCUUAA